GGUUCUGUUUCGUGCUCCCGUGUGGGUGACAGACCCCCGUUCUCUGGUGUGGGGGGUGCCGCACCGUGGGUGACGUCCCCAGCGUGUCUGCUCCUGCAGGGACAGUGGGUGUGUCGAGGAGGGUGAGGCAGAGGCAGGCCUUACCCCUGUCGCUGCGCCGCGAGUGCGUUUGUUUCUGUCCCCUCUGCUGCCACGGAUCAUCUUUGAAGCAGUCACUCCAGGCAGUCACCUGGCUGUGGGCCGUGAGUCCUGGAGCUUCAGGCCCCCAGGACCUGGGACUCAUCCGGAAAGCUCCAGGGAGAGGGAGCCUCUGGCGGCUGGAGCUGCUGCGCUGGGGACACGUUUUGUAACUUUUGCUUUGGUUUCUGAAGAUGCAAAGAAAGAGGUCAUGCGGUCUCAGGAUUUGGAGAAUCCAAGUGGUGUAUCAAGGAGAAAUGACAUAGACUUAAAAGGAAUUGUAUUUGUCAUCCAGAGUCAAAGUAAUCCUUUUCAUGCAAAGAGAGCAGAGCAAUUAAAAAAAAACAUCUUAAAGCAGGCAGCAAAUCUUAAACAGGAGCUCCCCAGCGUCCUCCUCCUCCAUCAGCUGGCCGAGCAGGAAGGUGCCUGGACUGUGCUUCCGCUGCUGCCGCACUUUUCUGUAACAUACAGCAGAAAUUCAUCAUGGAUUUUCUUCUUUGAAGAAGAGACAAGAAUACGGAUUCCAAAACUCUUAGAAACAUUCAGCAGAUACGACCCCUCAAAGGAAUGGUUUUUAGGAAAAGCAUUGCAUGAUGAAGAAUCUACAAUAAUUCACCAUUACGCCUUUUCUGAAAAUCCUGCAGUUUUUAAAUAUCCAGAUUUUGCUGCUGGUUGGGCCCUUAGUUUCCCACUUGUAAACAAGCUUACCAAGAAAUUAAAGAGUGAAUCCCUGAAAUCCGACUUUACAAUAGAUUUAAAACAUGAGAUUGCCCUCUACAUCUGGGACAAAGGCGGGGGGCCUGCCCUCACCCCCGUGCCUGAGUUCUGCACAGCUGCCGUGGACUCCAACUGUGCUACCACGUUCCGUUCUUUCCUCCCACUUUGUGGAGAACCAGUAAAGAAGGAGAAUAUUUUCGUUGCAGUAAAAACAUGCAAGAAAUUUCAUGGUGACAGAAUACCCAUCGUCAAGCAGACUUGGGAGGGCCAGGCAAGUCUCAUCGAGUACUACAGUGACCAUGCUGAAAGCUCCAUUCCUACUGUGGAUUUGGGCAUUCCUAAUACAGACAGAGGUCAUUGUGGAAAGACAUUUGCCAUUUUGGAAAGAUUUCUGAAUCGUAGCCAUGACAAAAUAGCAUGGUUAGUCAUUGUGGAUGAUGAUACGUUAAUAAGUGUCUCCCGGCUGCGGCGCCUGCUCAGCUGCUACGACGCCCGCGAGCCCGUGUUCCUGGGAGAGCGCUACGGCUACGGCCUGGGCACCGGCGGCUACAGCUACGUCACCGGCGGAGGAGGGAUGGUCUUCAGCAGAGACGCCGUCAGGAGGCUGCUCGCCAGCUGCUGCCGAUGCUACAGCAAUGACGCUCCCGACGACAUGGUCCUGGGCAUGUGCUUCAGCGGGCUGGGGGUGCCCGUGACUCACAGCCCUCUCUUCCACCAGGCCCGGCCAGUGGAUUACCCUAAGGACUACCUUUCUCAUCAAGUUCCCAUAUCGUUCCACAAACACUGGAACAUCGAUCCAGUGAAGGUGUAUUUCACAUGGUUGGCUCCCAGCAAGGAAGACAGAGCCGGGCAGGAGACGCAAAAGAGUUUUAGAGAAGAGUUAUAAACCACGGUGGCCUCUGAGCACGGUUUGGGCAGGAAACAGAGCUGGAGACUGCGGCAUCGUCCACUGUGCUGUGCUCAUGCUGCUCGUGUGGCCAUGUGGCAUCGGACGCUUCCUGACUUUAGGUGGAAAUUAUGUUUAUGGUAUGUUUUGAUGGAGGAAGAAAAGGAGUCAAGGGGAAAUAGUUUUU
Microcebus murinus (gray mouse lemur) is the source of this 1967-nucleotide messenger RNA. The record is from RefSeq and is a predicted model, not a curated record. Lineage: Eukaryota; Metazoa; Chordata; Mammalia; Primates; Cheirogaleidae.